GCGCCUUUCGCUUGCUGCUUUCUCGUUUCCUGUUCUGGCCGCAUGAACGAUUUUUCUGGGUCCAAGCAGUAUGCUCGCCUCUUUGCUUUCUCUUACUGCCCAAGGCUUCCCCCUUUUCUCAUUUUUCGCCUCUCUCGCUUCUUCCCCGUUGCCAGCUCGAUAGAUUGCUGUAUAGUUCGUGACAUGUACACGUACGAGCUUCGUGUCAUCCAGCAGCCGCUGCGCGCACGCAUGUGUGGGUUUGGUGAGAAGGAUCGGCGACCGUGUACUCCACCGCCCAUUUUGCAGCUGUUCAUCUACGAUCGAGUCACCGGCCAGCAGCUAAGCGUAGAGCACACGGACACGUCUUUCUUCACAGCGACAUGCAAUCUGGUUUCGGCGGACAUGGAGGCCGAGAUGGAUUUGAUCCGGCAACGGUCGUCGCAUGACUCUGGUCACGGCAGCGCCACAGGCAUUGUCAGCGCUGCGUCGUUGAUCCACCAGCAGCACCAGAUAUCAUCGUACCAGCCCGGGUACGACUUCCACCAGCCAGAGAUCAUUGACGGCCCAAUCACAAAUGACAUGUCGCCACACUCAAUGAGCACAAACAUCUCUGCUGAGCCGUCUGUAUACCACUACUCCUUAUCACAUCCGCACACAACAUCCAGCCCAAGCACCGUAAUGGGCUCGACAUCGAUGGCGUUCCCAUCCAGCACCACGCCCUCGGCAGCAGACACAGUGCGCAAUCUCAUUGGAUCGAGCAUAGCCACAGGGGCCAAACUGCAAAACACCGAUGGUUCACUGGGCAUAUUUUUUGUGUUCCCAGAUCUGUCAAUCCGCAAGGACGGCGAGUAUCGUCUGCGGUUCUCAUUCUUUGAUCUGAAAAGCGAGACAGGCGGUAUAAUGCGCACAUCGACCAACAUCAAGGCCAGGACAUUUUCCGAUCCAUUCAGAGUGUAUUCCGCAAAACAAUUCCCGGGCAUGAUAGAAUCAACCUCGUUGUCAAAACAUUUCG
Linderina pennispora is the source of this 994-nucleotide messenger RNA. RefSeq lists its product as uncharacterized. The transcript is spliced from 6 exons. The record is from RefSeq and is a predicted model, not a curated record. NCBI's taxonomy places the organism in Eukaryota, Fungi, Kickxellomycota, Kickxellomycetes, Kickxellales, Kickxellaceae. The annotation marks the transcript as partial.